UUCAAAUGUCAGAUAUUAAUAGAUUAGUCACAAUUUAAAACAAAAACCUGCAGUUGUAUAGCAACAUAUCUGUAAAAUGUGUGUACAUUUCUCCCUGAUGUCUACAGUUUAACAGAAAAAAUUUAUUGAAUGACAUGCAAACAACACAUGUACAAAUAACAAAGCAGUACAUCUAUUGAUAGUACAGCCUUUCUCAAUUUUUGCCCCUCUGUCUCUAAUUCUAAUGUUCCGGGUACUCCUGCAAUAAACACGCAGCAAGAAAAAAAAAAAAAAAAGUAAGAAAAAAAAAAGGAGGCUUGGCUAUUUUCCCAGAACUCAACUUAUCUACACAUCAUCUCCUUCUCUUUUCCAGACCAUAUUGAUCAAGCCCGGGCUUUACGUCAGUAUUGAUAACUUUGCCAAAGCAAAAAAAAAACAAAACAAAAAAAAAAACAACAACGAUUGUCCAUUUAAUAUUGCGGACGAAGAGGAUACACUUUGCUUUUUUAUAAUUUUUUAAAAUUUAUUUUAAGACGCAAAAAAAAUAUAUAGUUUACUUUUUCUUCCCCCCUCCUUUUUUUUCUUUUUGGUUCUAAAAAAGAAAACAAAAAUGCCGGCAGACUUGGCCAGCACAUCAGUGGACUCUUAUAUUAAGUACUUUUCUUAAGAAAAAGAGAAAAAAAGUGGGACCGGUGACAGUAAACGCUGUUUAACGAGGGGGAAUCCAGCCCACAUAUUUAUUGCAGCCGCCGAAAAAAAUCUCCUCAAUAUCCCCCAAGAUGGCCGCCGAUGUAGGAUCGAUGUUUCAAUAUUGGAAGAAAUUUGAUCUACGGCGGCUUCAGAGGGAGCUGAACUCUGUUGCGUCUGAGCUGGCCAGUCGGCAGGAGGAAAGCGAACAUUCCCACAAGCACCUGGUGGAGCUGAGCAGGGAGUUCAAGAGAAAUGUCCCUGAGGAGGUCCGGGAGAUGGUGGCACCUGUUCUCAAGAGUUUCCAGGCGCAGGUGGUCGCUCUGAACAAGCGCAGUAAGGAGGCAGAGUCUGCGUUCCUGGGAAUCUACAAACAGCUUAUCGAGGCCCCAGAUCCGGCUCCUUUGCUGGAGGCCUCCCAGUCCCUGGAGGAAAGGCUGCAGCAGCUUCAGAGUUCGGCCCCAGACAGCGAGGCCCUGGUGCGCGAGAUCAGGCACUGGAGGAAACACCUGGAGUGCCUUGAAAAGACAGUAGCUCUCUGUACGUCUGCAGAGCCCACAGAGGACGGCUCAGCGGCUCCGGCUUUGCCAGAGGAGGCCUCGGAAUCCAGCUCUCCGGCUUCACUGAUGACCCCGAACAGCACGCCGGCCCCCGAGGCCCCGCGGUCCCCACAGCAGAACCACCAGGAGCAAACGGAUGACCGACGGGAGGAGGAGGAGGAGGGCGCUGAUGUUAGUUUGGCUGACAGACUAUCAGAGGCCGAGGAGAAGAUCAAAGUUCUGCAUUCAUCAUUGAACGCUGCACAGACACAGCUGCUGGAGCUGCGCUGUAAAUACAACCAGGAGAUGGCAAACAAGAAAGCCGAAAUCGACGCCAUCAUGGCGAAUCUGGAGAAAGCGAACCAGAGAGCAGAAAUGGCUCAGAGGGAAGUGGAGCGGCUAAAGGAGCAGCUAGUCAGCGGGCCGGCCGCAGUGAUGGGGAGCUGCCAUCCAGCAGAGGGCGCCACCAGGGACAAGAAGGAGAAGAGCGAUUUGCUGUCAGCCCAGGUAGAGGCCGCCCUGCUGGCCAAAGAUCGCGAAAUCCUUCGGCUUCUUGAAAACAUUCAGCGGCUGCAGUUCACACUGCAGGAAGUUCAGGAGACUUCAUCCAACCAGAUCCUGGAGCUGGAGCGCCAGCUGGCGUACAAGACGGAGGCUAUCGAGAGGUUGGAGGCUAAACUACAGUCACAGAUGGACUACGAGGAGAUUAAAACUGAGCUCAGCAUCCUAAAGGUUAUGAAGCUGGCUUCGGCAAACGGCAGCUCGUCCCAGGAUUCUGCCAAGGCUGCAGAGGCUCUUUUGUUAGAUAAAGAUGUCUUUCUUCCAUCUCACAAGUACAUGGGAGAUAAAACCCGACUAUUGCACAGUAACGACGAUGACCGCUCUGACGACGCAGGGAAGGAGGCAAGCAGGCCGCCCGGCUCCCAUUCCUCUUCCUCCCAGGCAGAGAGCCGUGCCUCCCCCAGCCCCGGUCCCCCCACCCUGAACGGGUCCUCCUCGGGCCACGACCUCUCCCGUCCCUUCUCGGCGUCGCCGUGCUCCGCGGACAGGAUGUCAGGAGACCACAUCCUCCACAAGCAGCUCCUCUCCCCACACUUCAAGAAGGAAGGCAUUAUGGCUUUCCCCACCGCCCUCUAUGCAGCGAAGGUCGCGCUCAUGUCGGCCUCGCAAGGGUCCGCGGGCGCCGGCGGCAUGGACGCCGGCCUGCCCAGCGACCAAUCGGAAAGCGGCAGCUCGACGGCGGGCGACGAGGACCAGCUGGACACGGCGGAGAUCGCCUUCCAGGUGAAAGAGCAGCUGUUGAAGCACAACAUCGGCCAACGAGUGUUUGGCCACUAUGUGCUGGGCUUGUCCCAGGGCUCGGUCAGCGAAAUCCUGGCCAGACCCAAACCCUGGAGGAAGCUGACAGUGAAGGGCAAAGAACCUUUUAUCAAAAUGAAACAGUUCCUCUCUGAUGAGCAGAACAUCCUGGCUCUGAGGACCAUCCAGGUCCGGCAGAGAGGGAGCAUCACUCCACGCAUCCGAACUCCUGAAACUGGGUCAGACGACGCCAUUAGGAAUAUCUUGGAGCAGGCCAAGAAGGAGAUCCAGUCACAGAGGGGCGGUGAUGGGAAGUCGUCUCUGAGCAGCUCAUCUGGCCGAAGCAGCAACGGAGCGGGCAGCAGCUCUGAUGAAACCAUAAAGAACAUCCUUGAGCAGGCCAGGAGGGAGAUGGAGGCACAGCAGCAGGCGCUCAUGGAGAUGGAGGUCUGCGGAAGGUCGUCCGCCGCCAGCUCYGGGGUCCAGGUGGAGCGCCUGGGGCCCCCAGAGCGCUCCAGGGUCCUCCCGCUGCCCAUCUCCAUCAAACAGGAGGACGGGGGAUGCAUUGCCGUGUGCAUGGCCAACUCCAUCAGCAGCCCCCAGACGCCACUCAGCGUCCUCUCCCCGGCCGCUUUCGUUCAGAACAUCAUCCGCAAAGUCAAGUCGGAGAUCGGCGAAGCUGGCACUUACUUCGAUCAGCACUGGUCUCAGGAGCGGGGAGCCAUGAUACUGAGCGGCGGCUCCUCCCGGCCCUUUAGCUCUGUCUCGCCCUCCUUGUCUUCCUCCUCCUCCGGGCCCCCCACGCUGUCUCGCACCUGGCCCCGCCUGGAGAAUGGCGACGGCCUCGCCAACAGCGAGGAGGUGUCCAACGCGGACGACGACCUGGGCCUGGGCCGGCCCGUGGAGGUGAAGGUGGAGUCGGACACCUCGGUGAGCGGCGAGUCCCCCGGACCUAGUCCGGGCCGCCUGUCCUACUACCCGGCAUACAUCCCGCGUGCCCUGAAGCCCACCGUGCCCCCSCUGACGCCGGAGCAGUACGAGAUGUACAUGUACCGAGAGGUGGACACCAUCGAGCUGACCAGGCAGGUGAAGGAGAAGCUGGCCAAGAACGGCAUCUGUCAGAGGAUCUUUGGAGAAAAGGUUCUGGGCCUCUCUCAAGGCAGUGUCAGUGACAUGCUGUCACGUCCCAAACCCUGGAGCAAGCUGACCCAAAAGGGCAGGGAGCCCUUUAUCCGCAUGCAGCUGUGGCUACUGGACCAGCUGGGCCAGAGCCUCAGCCAGCCUCCCAACCAGGGCCACACUCAAGAUAAAAGUCCCAUAACAGCGCAGUCCUGUCCCUCCCCACCGCCUAGUCCGGCAGAGAGCAACCCGAGUCCAGUGACUGAGCCGGUCAGUCUUUCACUGGAGAGCAGCAAAGAGAACCAGCAGCCUCAAAGCCUUGGCUUGGGGUUGCCCAGCCACCCAGAAGGCGGGAAAUCCACUUCCAGUCUCAUGGGCCUGCAUCAGCCCACGACCCCAUUAGGAAUCCAGGAGCUGGUGGCCAUGUCUCCAGAGCUAGACACGUACGCCAUCACCAAGAAGGUCAAGGAGGUGCUAACAGACAACAACCUUGGCCAGCGACUUUUUGGGGAGACCAUCUUGGGUCUGACUCAAGGGUCGGUGUCUGACCUGCUCUCCAGGCCUAAACCUUGGCACAAACUCAGCCUGAAAGGCCGGGAACCCUUUGUCCGCAUGCAGCUAUGGCUCAAUGAUCCGCACAACGUGGAGAAGUUGAGAGUCAUGAAAAAGAUGGAGAAGAAAGCUUACCUGAAGAGGCGGUACGGUCUGCUGAGCACUGGCUCUGACAGCGACUCGCCCAGCACUCGCUCCGAGUGUGUGAGUCCGGCCCUCGCCUCGCUGGACUUGUGUCCCUUCAGCCAGGUAAAGAAGCCUCGGGUGGUGCUGGGAGCCGAGGAGAAAGAGGCCCUGAGGAAAGCGUACAUGCAGGAGCCGUACCCGUCCCAGAACACCAUCGAAAUGCUGGCGUCGCAGCUCAACCUCAAAACCAACACCGUCAUCAACUGGUUCCACAACUACAGGUCCAGGAUGAGGCGUGAAGUGCUGAUGGGCGGUCUUCCAGAUAAUGACACAGACGCCGAGCCCAACAGCUACUCCCCCUCAGUAACACGGAGCCCCAACUCCGAUGGCGAGGACAAGAGACUGCUGCUGCCCUCAGGACAAACCCACGCCAGCCUUCCUCUUAGCACUACUGACGCACUGCCUCACGUUAAACAGGAGGCAACUUACAGGGAAGAGGACAGCAUAGACGGAAGAGAAGGCUCACAGAAAGAAGUCGGAGUGCAGUGUUUUCCCGCCACCGUGCCGUUGUCCCCUUUGAAAACCGAGCACGAAGACUCCGCCUCAGGCUGCCGCGAGCUCCACCCGGCCGGCCAGAGCCCGAUGCAGGAGGAGGGCGCAUGCAACCAGAUUCAGGGACUCCACCUUGGCGUGGCGUCCGCGGACGGCCCGCAGCGAGCCAACAAGUCCAGGUACGAUGGAGAAGAAUCCGGGAAGUCGCCCGUUGACCCGGUCAGCUUCAAGGCUUCGUCGGAGCCGUGCCGCAGCAGCCUGGAGGUCUCGCUGAACUCGCCGUCCGCUGCGUCGUCACCUGGCCUCAUGAUGUCCGUCUCGCCCGUGCCAUCUUCCUCCGCGCCCAUAUCGCCCUCGUUGCCCAACCAGGCGACAAGCGCCAACCACGGCAUGGACGCUAACCCGCUUCCUCCGUUCCAAAGCCCUAAACUCAACAGAAGCACUCAGAGACGCAAUGAGAAAAUGGCCAAUCUCAACAACAUCAUCCACAGGCUGGAGAGGGCAGCCAAUCGAGAAGAAACACUGGAGUGGGAGUUUUAGGGCCUGCUUUGCUGCGUCUCAUCCAGAAAGACUGUUGCUGCACACAACGAGGAAGAAAAGUUGGAUGGAAGCUUCCGGACCUGAGCGGAGGAGCCUGGCUCCUUGAGGCAGUGUCGUCUUGGACUGGAAACAGGAAUGCAGAGGAGAACACGAAGCUGAACUUCCUACAAUAAUUUAAGAGUUAAAAAAAAUUUAUAAAAAUGUAUUUGUUUUUUUUGUUUUUGUUUUUUUUUCUUUUGAUAAUGCAUACUACUUUGAAAUGUAUGUGACAACGCUAGCUGUUGUUUUAACUUAUUGGACUUGAAAUGAAGACUUUUGCAGCUAUGGUGUCAUUUAAUGUACACUGAAGUUCUGAAGAUUGCCACUGGGUGAGAUUAAAAAAAGACCUCUGUCUUAAGCCAUUAAAAGCACUAUGACUAUUUGAAAAAAAAAAAAAAAGACACUGACCAAAUUUGCUACUUUUUGAAUAGCAGUUUUUCAAAUUUUGUCUGUCAGACUGGACAGUUUAAGUCAAGUAACGUGAAUUCCAAUUACUGACUGGGGGAUAGUCCUUUAAGACUCUAAAUAUACAACACCUUGUAUGUACUUAGUUUCUUGGUGAUAUGUUUUGAAAUCUUUGUAACUCACACGUAUAAAAUGUGGUUGUACAUGUUGUAGAAUUGUCUGCAAUAGCCUUCUCUAAAUCUGAUGUAGCAUGGUACUCACCUGACCCUGUUAUCCUCUGUAGUUAGUCACCUGUGAUUAUACUUGAGCGAAAACGAACAAAAAAAAAAGAGGUUACGCAACAAAUAGUUGAAAAGCCUGCAAAAAAGGAAAAAAGUUAAAGGAAUAUAAGUGUAUUAUUUUUCUCUCUUUUUUUUUUUUUUUUUUUUUUAAAGAAUACUUGAGGUUUACAGUUUCAGCCCCUUGUACUUUUCGGUUGAAAGUGAAGGCUUCACUUCACCUGAGCUCAGUUUACACAGUUUCUUUCAGACUUACCUCUUCGACCCUCUAAGGCACUGGCUCUCAGACCGUAAACGGACCAAGACACACGGAGCUUGGUUUACCUCAGAUUAGGUUCACACACAUCACGCUACGAUCAUGCAUUUCAUAAACGUAAACAUGAACCACGACAGGUUUGACUCGGUGGGAGCGCUCUGCGUCGGCUACGGGACACUUCGCCUCUCCACUAAUUUGUACCUCUGGAUUGCACCCAUUUACUUAAACCAUUGCAUAAGUUUAUUUAUCUUUGUAGUUAAUAGGCACAAACUGCUAACUAGAUUAUCCAUGUAAACUGAAGUUUAAGAAAAAAAGCUUCGAUUUCAAAACCAAGAUGCCCAAUGCUGGAUUUACAAGCCUCUUGGCUAGAGUCAAUUUUGGUACCCUAUAAUAAAUAUAUUUUACUAAUGAAAAUUACAAUUAGGCCUGUCAACAUUAACAUGGUAAUGCAUUGAUCUAAUAUUACAUUGUUAAUAUUACAUAAUGCAAAUUUAUCGGCUUUCCUAUUUUGACCUAAAAGCCUCUCUUCUGUUGAAGAUUACCUGGUUCCAGGCUAUGCGUUACACGGUCUUGUACUACGGUCAGCAAUGCAGAUUUAAGCAGUAAAAAAAAAAAAAAAAAAAAAACCAGAAUUAAAGUAAUAAUUUUCAAAUACUUGAGAAUGGUUUAUAUAUAUUUAAAAAAUCCUAAAUAUUAACGCUGCUUUAAGCUCUUUCUGGCCCAGAAGAUGCCAGACAAUGUGAUAACAAUUUUCCUUUGACGGUACGAAGCAGGGCUGACCGUCUCCCAGGUGUUGCUGCACACUGCCAGUCAGCUGGCCUAGUUAAAGCCCCUAUUUUGUUCUCAUACCUACAGAAAACGUAUUUCAAGUCACAAAUAGAUAGUUGUGACGUGGAAUCUAAAGGAGCAAAUAAAAACUUUUACAUAAUUUGUUUUAUUAUAUCUCAACCAUGUUAUUUUAUUGCUUAAGGUUAUAAAAUGAAAAUCUCAUCCUGGCCAAUGUCUAGAAGUAUGAAGUGUUUUUAUGAAUGAUGAACAGAAAAAUGCUCAAAUCUCAAUUUAAUUUCACACUUGAGCUAAAACUAUUCAUACCCCUGGCAGAUUUAGAUUUUUAUUUACUUUCAUUGAAACGAGGGUUUUUUUUAUGCCGAGAAGUUAUAUUGCUAUCUCUCAAGAGUUAGAAGAUAACAUUUUUUGGAAAAAAAAUAAAAUAAAAAAAAUAAAUGGCAUGUCAAAAAUGAUUUAUAUCCUACUCAAUGAUAAAAGUAAGUUCGACACAUGCGCUGUUGGAUUCCAGUCUGGGCCACUCUGAAACGCAAUACGUUUCAGAGUGGCCCAGAGUGGCCCAGUUUCACGUAGAAGAAACAUGAAGUUCAAAUUAAAAGAUGAAAAUGGAAUCUAAAUAUGCCAGAUUUAUAAAAGUAUUUGUAUUGUUUACAGAAAACUUUUAACAAUUUUUAAGUAUUUGGGUUUCCGAUUCCCAUUUUGGUUCAUUUCUUUACGAAAUACGACAAAUGUAGCCUCCUUUUGAAACUAAACUAGCUCCUGCUAAUAUAUAUUAUUUAUUCAUCUACUGUUAUUAACAAAAAUUAACAAAUUGCUAACUUUGUUUUGUUAAAAAAAAAAAGUCGAGUAUGCAACGAUCAAAACUACCAAGGUACAAAAUGGCGAAGGGUCGAAGUGAGCCUCUGUUUAGUGGCUCAGGUGAACGUUCCCUCCACAGAGAACCAACAUGAAGCAGGGUGCGYGGUAACUUUCUCCUUCGUAUGUGUACAGAUGCUCCUAACGGGCAACUUCUGACUGAGUUCCCGUUCUCUGAACGGGUCUCUCCCAGUUGUCAGAAUAAAUGACACUUCAAUGGAACAGCUGAACAACCUAGUCAACGUGGGCCAACGGUAACACCGCUGAGAUGAGAUGUGCAUCGACUAAAGCUCGAUAUAUCAGAAAGCAUGAUGCUUGUCAUCAUCCCAAAACCCUUCAGUCUGUAAGUACAGUAUAUUAAAGAGCACCCCCUCAUAUUAUCUUUGACCACUCGUGUAUUGUGUCUGUAGCCGUUUCUUUGUCAUGCUUGCAGGAUGUUCUUUAUGUAUUUUGCCUCUAUUUUAUACUCUAAACACUUACCUAGAUAUCCAAUACCUCCUGUAUGAACUACUUGCAGCACUUAGAUUUUUAAUAAUUGUGGGAACUCCGAGAAAUUUUACAGUAUGAGCGUCAUCCUUAGCGUCCACAAGUCUUGCCUUUACUGUAUUGUUGGAUUUGGUAGUAAACACUUGCACAUGUCUACAUAGUUCAGAGGACUCGGAUUGUAUUAUGUAGAGCUAUAUAUUACACAAUUAUAAAAAAAAAAAAAAAAAAGUAACCCUACAUCCUCGGGACAAAAUGUGCUGAAUAUAUUGAGAUAUAGUGUACAGAUUUUAAUAAACAAAACUCUGUCAAGCCAGUUCUUGUCUGGCAAGCUUGCCCACGUUUUAGACCUUCUCUCAGGGUAGUCUUGCUUUUUAAAGCUUUACUGAAACGGUUGCUCUCAUCGGUGAUGGUGAUCAUGAUAAACAYGUGGUGUAGCGAAUGACUCUGUUAUGCUCGUCAAUAAAUGAUGAUGUGGAUCUUGUAUGGUUCCUGGAGUUUGAGCUGUCCCAUAUAAAGUCGCGGUUUGCUUGGGGAACUGAUGCAGUUUUUGUAAUUCAUCACGCAGAUGUGUCAAAGUACAGCGCAGGCUGGAAGCACCAGAAGGAGGCUUAUUGGGUUGCUUGUUUUCUAAGAUCAACAGACUUGCUCCAACGACACAGUUUUAUUUUCCUCUCGGAGUCGGAAAAGCUUUUGUGCCGCUUUUCCAGCAACCAUAUUCUGUGCAUAAUAUACUCUGAUUAGAUUUUCUUACGGAGAAAACGUCAUUGUUUUUCAUAUUAACAUGGUCACGUGAAAAGAAAUGUAUGUACCCUGACCGUGAUCUUCUCAUGUAAACAUCAUCCAAUUGUUUUUGCAUGCAAUUAAUUCUGGUCACAUGACAAGAAGAUAUAGACUGUUUUUUGUGUUAUUCUUCUUUCACAGGAACGGUGAAUCCGAACUUAAGGUCCUUUUUACAUUAGCAAUGUCCAUGCAUGGUGCAGCUGAUUUAUAUGACUUGCAGAAUCAUUACAAAUAUGUCGAAAGCAGGAACUCAAGAAUUCUUGCUUAAUAUUUAAAUUAAGGUUAUUUUGUGCCAUAUCCUAUGUUUCAUGCAUUUUUCCUUGCAGAGGAAUUUCUUGUGUGUGGGGCUGUUUGUAACCGAGUUCAGAAAGAAAAGCCUAGCUUAGUUUUUAAUUAUGAACUUUAAACUCAAUAGUUUUACUUUAUAAUUGACAUUAGUCACUAAAAAGAAAGUAGCUGGCAAGCAAAAUGUAGACGAUCGGAAGAAAUAUUUAAAAAAAAUAAAUGUGGCUACAACUCUGGCACUGAGGGUUUGUCCCAAAGAAAAUUUGUUUAAAGGUUGCCUGUAAGGAAGGCUCCAAAAAUGUUUAAAAUGAACUGUAAGGCCUCACAUGUCAACCUAUCAAAUGUUAAAGAAUGGUCAAUGGUAUGCCAAUUUUCUUGGAAAAUAAAUUGCAUAUGUAAGCCAUCGGUCAAUACAUUUUUGUUUAAGA
Molecule: messenger RNA, 9991 nt
Organism: Poecilia reticulata (guppy)
Lineage: Eukaryota; Metazoa; Chordata; Actinopteri; Cyprinodontiformes; Poeciliidae
Source: RefSeq, a predicted model, not a curated record